Molecule: messenger RNA, 1647 nt
Organism: Aspergillus affinis
Lineage: Eukaryota; Fungi; Ascomycota; Eurotiomycetes; Eurotiales; Aspergillaceae
Exons: 2
Coding region: 1-1647 (548 amino acids)
Source: RefSeq, a predicted model, not a curated record
AUGGGCGGAUCGCCGCAGCUGAGUGAGCGCCAACACGUGCAGCACGCGCCGUUUCCUCCGCCGCAUCUUAAUUCGCAGUACCCUGUCUCGGCGGCUCGUGGAAAUGGACUCGUGGACUCGCAUCAAGCCCCGGACACCGAUCGACAUGUCAGCCGUCCAGUGCCAGCUGCUCAAAGCACAACGUCACAUCCUCGCGCCGAGACGGACCCUUCAAACUUGCCUUAUAAGUUGAAUGGCCAGCCAGACAGCUCGGUGUCCUCCCAAGCCCUCGCUCCCCAGUCACAAACACAGAAAACGCCAAAUUCGUCGGAUCAUUCGACCGUCCAGAGUGGUUAUUCGCCCAAGCGGCCACAACCGCAACCACAAUCUCAACCCAUAGGAUCGAGGAACCCCCCCACGAUAGAUUCACAUGAGGCUAGACCCAACCAAAAUCCACCAGACACCGGUGCCCAAUCGUUUACAAUACCCAAAAGUCCACCGAAAAUGUUAGUGGGUCAGAAGCGAACGGCGAUGAGCGUGGCCAAACCAGGCAAUCCGCAAGAUCCAUAUAAUGCAGGUCAGACGAGCUCCGGAAGACGGCGCUCUGAAAGCAUUGGCUCGCUUUCGCAUGGAAGUAGGAUCGCAGCUAAGUUGUCCGUACAUCUCCGUACCCGCCUCUCUUAUGCUGCCUCCAAGAUCGAGAAAAGCCGCCAAGCAAACAAUGCUCGGUUCCCAAUGGAACUGCUAGAAAAUGGCUCUCGAGCACCUUCCACGGAUCUUGACACGCUGAAACGCAUGGGGCUUUAUCCAUGCCUCGACGAGUCAUCGGAAUCUCAUCAAAUAAUGGACAUGAACUCCCCCGAUGGCACGACUGUAUCCGCGCCGGAUCCGUCAGCGCCCUCUCAAUCCCAUUUCCAACAGGACUCUUUGCGAGCGUCGCCAAUAAUCCGCCCCGGCUCGUCCACACCGUCCAUGCCUCAUCAUGAUCGGUCAAAAUCUCAUGGCUCAACGCCAACGAUCCCGAGACUAGCACCGCCGGCAGACAUCAUUCCGAAGGGUAGCAAUUCACGCCGAAGAAGGCCAAAUCCCAACGAAGCAUACAACCCUCGCCGAUACUCUCCCUUUCCCCUCCAUCGGCGACACCACUCGCAGCAAGAAUUCGGUGUUUCAAAGCCAGCCACCAGUUCGGAAAGAGUUCUGGUACCUGGGACACCUCCUCAGCCCCUACCUGGGGUAAUCUCCACGCCGUAUGGUUCCUUAUCUAAUAGACAUAUACAAGGUACAGCCAUGGAACAGGAUGCCAUCGAGACACUCCUUUUCAUGUCCAGUCCGGGACAUUCGGGCUAUUAUUCUAAUUCCCAGAAUUCUCAGCCUCAACCGAGUUUGAUACAGAACAGCGUUAGCCACUCAAUAGAUUCAACGACUAGCUCGAGAUGGGGGCAGGAUUCGCACCACAAGGAUGAAAGCGACCGGUCCGGUUCCCAUGGGCACGGCUCGAAUGCAGGCUUAGAGUCCCAAGCAGGUGAUGAGAUCGAUCGUAUGCUAGACCAAAUGGACAGCGACAGUGAGGAUGAGAAGGCCCUCCCUCGGCAUCACUCCGACAGUCUGAGCACAAGUUCCAAUCAGAAAAAGAGCACCCGCGAACAGAAGACUCCUAAGGGGUCGUGA